Molecule: messenger RNA, 1544 nt
Organism: Coniophora puteana RWD-64-598 SS2
Lineage: Eukaryota; Fungi; Basidiomycota; Agaricomycetes; Boletales; Coniophoraceae
Product: G protein alpha-subunit
Exons: 7
Coding region: 96-1160 (354 amino acids)
Biological process (GO): G protein-coupled receptor signaling pathway
Cellular component (GO): heterotrimeric G-protein complex
Molecular function (GO): G protein-coupled receptor binding; GTPase activity; G-protein beta/gamma-subunit complex binding
Source: RefSeq, a predicted model, not a curated record
CCUCGAUUGCCCCAUUCCUUUCUCCCUCUUCCUCCUCCUCCCGUCGCUGACGCUGCACAUCUUUUUCACCAACUCGGUCUUUCUCAAGUGCAAAAAUGGGUUGCGUCCAGUCCACCGCCGUUGACUCUGAGGCCAAGGCCCGCAACGACGAGAUCGAAAACCAGCUCAAGAGGGACCGUAUGAUGGCCAAGAAUGAGAUCAAAAUGCUUCUCCUCGGUGCCGGAGAGUCUGGCAAGUCCACCGUUCUCAAGCAGAUGAAGCUCAUUCAUCACGGCCCCUACAUCGACUCGGAGCGGGACUCGUACAAGGAGAUCAUCUUCUCCAACACUAUCCAGUCGAUGCGAGCCAUUCUCGAGGCUAUGCCUCAAUUGGAUAUCUCUUUGUCGCCACAAAACGACGCCCGGAGGGCUGUGGUCCUUUCAAUGCCGGCUCAACUCGAGGGCGACGUCCUUCCCCGCGACGUCGCAGACGCCAUUCGCGGUCUCUGGCGUGACGGUGGCGUCAAGGAAGCAGUUCGCCGUUCUCGCGAAUUCCAGCUCAAUGAUUCCGCUGUCUACUAUUUCAACGCAAUUGACCGCAUGUCGGGGCCCGGUUACCUCCCUACGGACCAGGAUAUCCUACGAAGCCGUGUUAAGACGACAGGUAUCACAGAAACCACAUUCAAAGUUGGGGAACUUGUCUACAAACUUUUCGAUGUUGGUGGACAGCGUAGUGAGCGGAAGAAGUGGAUCCACUGCUUUGAAAACGUCACCGCGCUUGUCUUCUUGGUCAGUUUGAGCGAGUACGACCAGAUGCUGUAUGAGGAUGAGAGCGUGAACCGUAUGCAAGAAGCAUUGACACUCUUCGACUCGAUAUGUAAUUCACGAUGGUUUGUCAAGACGUCGAUUAUUCUGUUCUUGAACAAGAUCGAUUUGUUCGCAGAGAAACUGCCAAAUUCACCUCUGGGAGACUACUUCCCAGAUUACAGUGGUGGUGAUAACUACGAUGCUGCUUGUGACUACUUGCUUCAUCGCUUCGUUGCGCUGAACCAGAAUGCGGCGACAAAGCAAAUUUACGCGCAUUAUACCUGUGCAACAGACACGCAACAGAUUAGAUUCGUUCUGAGUGCGAUUCAAGAUAUCCUCUUGCAGAUCCACCUGCGCGAGUGUGGUCUGCUGUAAACUGACGCGUUCCAACUUUGCAUCUCUCCCUGCAUCUCUGCAUCGCCGACCAUGAAUUUACACCGCAUGCAUCAGGCCUACCACUCAUCUGCAUCGGACGUUUCCGCGACAUUCCUGGCUACUAAUAGCCGUCCGCUCUUUUAUUCAUGACGAAGCUUAUACGCUACACUUUAUUCUGAACUUCAGGGAUUUCUUGAAUGCGCCCACUGACAGCCUUGUUUUUUUUGUUACGUAGUUGUUAUUAGUUUUGUCCUACUACUUCUUUUCCCCUUUUUUCCGUUCAAGUUUGAUAAUGGGAGCGAUCAAAAUCUACUAUACCCGUUUUACGAUUUAUCAAUGUAAUUGGAUGUCCUGAUAAAUAUGCCAUCUAACGCUGCGAGCACC